AUGGCGCCUGACACUGAGGGCUCAGAUUUCGAAGAUGAUGACGAUGAUACGAAACCCGAUCUCAGAACAUUAUUAUCCGAGAACUUCAUCAAAAGCGCAUUCGAAAAGACGCCACACAAGUUUGUGCCCGAUGGUAUCAUCCACGAGCUGAUCACAGAGGAAAGCAUUAGUGAAGCCUUGGAGAUACAUGCGCGCACACGCGGAGAUGCCGAACUAGUGGAAUUCAUACGCAUGCAUGCGAAGAAGGUUUUCGCAAUCUUCAUCUACACCCGACCAACCAAGUUGCUCGCAGCACUGAAUUGGUGGAGAAAAAAGGAUAUGAACGACCGCGAUCUGCCAAUCACUAUCCAACCGGAAUGGAAGAAGCAAGCCUGGUUUGCGGAAUUUUGCGAACACCAGUGGAAAUUUCUUGCUCCAGUCUUUUCGACAGCCCGGUACAACCACAACCUCGAAGAAGAUCAUAUCUUACCUUUCGUUUCGAAAGAAUCGGACUCUGGUAGAGGAUCUUUCGGCGUAGUUUCGCAAUAUACGUUACAUGACAAACAUCUGGACCCAGCUCUUUUGGACCGUAGUACCUUUGCAGUCAAGGAGAUUCAGUCUUCUGAUGAUGCACAGGAGGUUGCGGAACAUUGGGAAAGAGAGGUCAAAGCCCUCCGGACCAUGAACGAGUUGAAUCAAGAACACAUCGUUCGCUUCAUAACAGCUUUCCGACGCCGCAGAGGUAAAGACGGUCAAGACCAUUACCUCAUGUUCGAGUGGGCCGAUGGGGGAAAUCUCCGCAGUAUGUGGAAAAGAGUGCCUUCACCAACACUGACGGUAGCAUUGGUGAAAGAUGCCAUGUUCCAAAUAUUGGGACUUGCCAGGGCACUCGACGCUGCCCAUAACCUCAACAAUACCGGCUCAUCAUACCGCCAUGGAGACAUCAAACCAGAGAACAUCCUAUGUUUCAAUAACGGGCGUGAGAUUGGCACUCUGAAGAUCGGCGACUGGGGAGAAGCGAAAGAGCACGGACAGGUCACGGAGAUGCGUCCUAGUAAAACAACAGCUAAAUAUGGCACCCGUGUCUAUGAGGCUCCUGAAGUCGAAACGGGCGUAAGGGCUAAGUAUCUGGGCCAGUCAACGAAGCGCCGCUCACGUCUCUACGACAUCUGGGCGAUGGGAUGCAUUACUUUGGAAUUCACCAUCUGGUUAUUGGAAGGGCACGAGGGGCUUACAAAGUUCCGCCCCGACCUAGGAGAAGGAAGCUUCUACGAGAUCAGCAUCCAGAAUGGAAAGAAAGUAGCUCAUGUGCACAAGGCUGCCAUAUACUGGAUGAAUAAAAUGGGAGAGGAUCCUAGGUGUCAGGCCGGUACUACAGCGAUAGGGGAUCUUCUGGAACUAGUGAGAACAGCAUUACUGGUCGUCAAGCUUCCACGAAGGCUUGGUACGAAUAUCUCAGAUCGUUCUGAACGAUCUCGUACCGACUCCGUAGUUUCGGAAGCGAGAUUUGAAGCAAGUGCCAUUCCCGCCAGCGAAACACCUUUUGGCCCGGGAGAAGUCCCAGAUAUACCACCUGCAGUAGGCGUCCCCUCCUUCAGUAUCACUCCGGCGGAUCCAGAGCCUGAGAGAAUUCCAAUACAACCCGAGCCAGAAGCUAAGGGUCCUGCUCGAUGCCUCGCAAAUGAAUUUCGCUCCCGAAUGGAAGGAAUUAUCGCAGAAGACCCGGACGGAGAUGAAGGCUACUGGCUCACAUAUUGGGUGCAGCCUUUGGAACUUCGCCCAACCUCAGACCUAGUGUUGCCACCUUCUCCUACCACGGAAGUUUACUCUGGCGAGGUCUUUCAGAAGCCAGACUGGGAACAGUGCCAAGACAGCAUUGACGGAUUGAUAGCUCCCUCUCAGAGGAGGAUAGACUACGCGCAUCCAGAACUCGAUGAGGAUGACUGGAAGUACCAGUCUGGCAAUGACGUUGUUUCAGAUUUGUUCGCCCAGCUCAAGGAGAGCAAGUUACUGGGACCAAGCGACAUUGGCUCUUCCUCACGGCUCUGCCCAAACUGCAUCUGUCUUCAAGAUGAGAUAUUCGUACCUGGAUUUUCCAGGUCCUACGAUACCGAAACCCUUCGACUAAACGCCGAGAGCAAGUUCUGCAAUUUAUGUGUCCUGCUUUGGCAGACUGCUACCAGAGACGGAUGCGCAAAGUCUUCAAGCAUCAAGCUUGACCGAACAGGAUCAUUUCUCCGGAUGAGAAGCAACGGCCUCCCUGUACUGUCCAUCGUCCGUCAUCCAGAAGAGCUCUCUAGGGCAAUUAGCGAUGCCCAGAUGGGGUUUUUCCAACUUCCAGAAGCAGGCAGCACUGCCCACCUCGGGGUGCUCCAGCACUGGCUCAACGAUUGUGACGGUCAUCAUCAAUGUUCCCCACCCAAGGUAGCGGCGAAUGGCGCGAAAUUACGGCUGCCCACGCGCCUAAUUGAUGUCGGCACAGAUGACGAUGAUCUGGUCCGAUUGUGGGAGACCAAACCAUCUGACGGUCCACAAGGUGACUUCAUGACUGAGGCCAAGCGUAUGGAAGAAGUUUAUAGCGGCGCAUAUUGUGUUGUUGCAGCCAGCUGCGCCACCGACCACUAUGACGGCUUCUUGAAGCCGCGCAGCCGUCGAGAUUGUGUCCGUUUGUGUGGUCAAAGCAAAGGUCAGCCUCCUUUCUACCUGUGCCAGAAUAUCGACAACUUCAAAGACCAUGUGCUUGACGGUGAGCUGCACCAGCGUGGCUGGGUCUUACAGGAACAUGCUCUCGCUCGUCGAACCCUUUUCUUUACUGAGCAUCAAACUUACUUCGAGUGCGGCAAUGGCGUGCGCUGCGAAACGUCAACGAAGUUAAGCAACCCUCUCGCGGCCUUCCUUGGUGACCCAGACUUCCCCAACAUCGUCCGCGAUGCGCCCCAAGGCGAGAAGAUUUUACGCUAUCAAGAGCUAUACCGCAAAUUCUCGCGCCUAGAUUUAAAGCGUCGUCGCCAAGGUCCCAUCAUGGUCAUGGAUGGCAUAUACCGGCGGGAUCGACUAUCUCCAGCCUGA
Messenger RNA from Alternaria arbusti, 3048 nucleotides. RefSeq lists its product as uncharacterized. Gene Ontology annotation, biological process: peptidyl-threonine phosphorylation; peptidyl-serine phosphorylation. The coding region runs from base 1 to 3048 and encodes 1015 amino acids. Gene Ontology annotation, molecular function: ATP binding; protein serine/threonine kinase activity. The transcript has 6 exons. The record is from RefSeq and is a predicted model, not a curated record. Lineage: Eukaryota; Fungi; Ascomycota; Dothideomycetes; Pleosporales; Pleosporaceae.